UGGGGGGACCCAUGGGGGCUGGUAUGGGGGGCAUGGGCGGAAGCAUUGGCGGAGGAGGCAUGGGCGGAGGGAGCAUGGGCGGAAGCAUGGGGAUGGGGAUGGGAAUGGGCAUGGGGCAUAUGGGCAUGGGGAUGGGGAAUAUGGGGGGCGCAGGCGGAAUGGGAGGCAUGGGGGGGAUGGGCGGAAUGGGGAGCAUGGGAAUGGGGAGCAUGGGUGGAGGCAUGGGGGGAGGCAUGGGGGGAGGCAUGGGGGGAGGCAUGGGCGGAAGCAUGGAUAUGGUGGCCGGGGGAGGCGGACGAGGCAUGCCUAUGGGCGGAGGGGGAGGUCCGCCUAUGGGCGCGGGGCGACCCCCUAUGGGCGGAGACAGCAUGCCCAUGGGCGGAGGCGGAAUGGGCGGAGGGGGGAUGGGCGGAGGCCCAGGAAUGCAGAUGGGGGGAGGUGCAGGCGGAAUGGGGGGGCGUGGGAUGCGCAUGGGUCCGCCUGCGGGAAUGCCCAUGGGCGGAGGGGGGGCGGGGGCAGGGCCAGGAGGAGGGGGAGCAGGAGGGGGAGGCGGAAGCGGAGGGGGAGGGGAUGCCCGUCAAAUGGGCGCCGGAGGUGCUGGGGGCCCGCCCAUGGGCGGAGGAAUGGGGGGAGGAAUGGGCAUGGGGGGAGGCAUGGGCGGAGCCAUGGGGGGAGGAAUGGGCGGAAGACUGGGCGGAGGCAUGGGGGGAAGGGGGGGCAUGGUGACCCCGGGGGGGCGCAUGGGGUAUGUGGCAACGCGGGGCAAGUCAAGGGGCGCACAGAACGACUACUCCCAACACUUUGUAGACACGGGAUUCAGGCCCCAGAACUUCAUACGCGAUAUGGACGUCUCUGAUAGGUUUGAGGAGUACCCGAAGCUGAAGGAGCUUAUAACGAGGAAGGAUAGGAUCGUUGCGGAUGCGACUACACCACCUGUGUACCUUCAGAUGGACCUUAAACAGGUUGAACUAACCCCCGACAUAUUCGGCACCAAGUUCGACGUUAUCUUAAUUGACCCACCAUGGGAGGAGUAUGUGCGGCGGGCGCCAGGGAUGGGCGAUGAGAUCGAAUGGUGGACGCCCCAGGAAAUCAUGGCUCUGAGAAUCGAGGCCAUAGCCGACACGCCCUCCUUUGUCUUCCUGUGGGUGGGGGAUGCGGAGGGGCUGGAGUAUGGCCGCAUGUGCCUCAAGAAGUGGGGCUUUCGCCGUUGCGAGGACAUCUGCUGGGUGAAGACCAACCGGGAGAAGCCAGAUAGCCCCUGGGGGCACACGUCAGAGACCCUGUUCCAGCACUCCAAGGAGCACUGCCUGAUGGGCAUCAGGGGCACGGUGAGGCGGAGCACAGACGGCCACGUGAUUCACGCUAACAUUGACACGGAUGUGCUUAUAUCGGAACAGCCACCUUUUGGAAGCACGGAGAAACCUGAGGAGCUCUACUCCCUCAUCGAGCACUUCGCUCUCGGGCGGCGACGAAUCGAAUUGUUUGGCGCUGACCACAAUAUCCGGGCAGGCUGGCUGACCGUGGGGAAAUCUCUCACCUCCUCAAACUUCAACCCUCAGUCCUACUGUAAGCUCUUUGCCGGACCUGACGGCAAGGUUUGGCAAGGCACGGGCCGAGGCAACCCCCCGCCUGGAGCGCCGCACCUGCUGGUUACCACCCCUGAGAUCGAGGCUCUGCGGCCCAAGUCUCCCCCGAACCGCCAGCAGCACGGGAACCAGCCCCAAGCCCCCAUCCAACCGCCGAAUCAAUUUCAACCACCCGGUAAUCUGGGGAAUAACCCUAAUUUUGGCCAAAUGGGAGGUCCUGGGGGUCAUUCUGGGCCUGGGAUGGGCGCUAGUGGGCUGAGUGGGGGUGCUUUUGGUGCUGGAUCGGGCCCAGGUCAAGCUAAUGACGGUCAGGGGGGAGGGGUUGGGAAAAGAACACCUCCCCUCCCACCUAAUUUUCAUCAAUGAGAUUUUGUCUGUUUUGUUGAAAAUUCCCGUUUACUUUGUGCUGGUUGGAAGUACACUACCUAACCAGAUU
Molecule: messenger RNA, 2022 nt
Organism: Closterium sp. NIES-67
Lineage: Eukaryota; Viridiplantae; Streptophyta; Zygnematophyceae; Desmidiales; Closteriaceae
Source: the annotation of a GenBank genome assembly